Messenger RNA from Cynoglossus semilaevis (tongue sole), 4814 nucleotides. RefSeq names its product SRSF protein kinase 2 (gene srpk2). Gene Ontology annotation, molecular function: ATP binding; protein serine/threonine kinase activity. The record is from RefSeq and is a predicted model, not a curated record. The transcript has 16 exons. Gene Ontology annotation, cellular component: nucleus; cytoplasm. Bases 130 to 2706 code for a protein of 858 amino acids. Gene Ontology annotation, biological process: intracellular signal transduction; spliceosomal complex assembly; regulation of mRNA processing. NCBI's taxonomy places the organism in Eukaryota, Metazoa, Chordata, Actinopteri, Pleuronectiformes, Cynoglossidae.
CUCAUAUACACAAACGGACAAAAAGGGAAGGGUGAGAGACAGAGGAAGGGAGAGAGAGACAUAGGGGCAGAGGGAGAGCGAGCGUUGAGAUAAGAGCUGCUACCGCUGCUCCUGAAGGAAAGAGGAAACAUGAGCUCAAAGAAAGUGAUGGCCAUCCAGGCCAGGAAGAGGAGGCCGAAAGGGAAAAAGGACAAAACGGGUCAGCACCGGAGGCCUGAGAAUCAGCAGAAAGCCCCGGUGACUGCCCCUCCUCCACCGCCACCUCCUCCACCUCCCCCUGAGCCGACAGGGCCUCCAGAGCCGGAGGAGGAGAUCCUGGGCUCCGACGAUGAGGAGCAGGAAGACCCCGCAGACUACUGCAAAGGAGGGUACCAUCCAGUGAAGAUUGGGGAUUUGUUCAAUGGACGGUACCAUGUGAUCAGGAAGUUGGGAUGGGGCCACUUCUCCACCGUGUGGCUAUGCUGGGACAUACAGGUGAAGAACUUUGUGGCCAUGAAGGUGGUGAAGAGUGCCCAGCAUUACACAGAGACCGCCCUGGAUGAGAUCAAACUGCUGCGAUGUGUGAGGGAGAGUGACCCCGGUGACCCCAACAAGGACAUGGUCGUCCAGCUGAUAGAUGACUUCAAGAUCUCUGGCGUCAAUGGCAUACAUGUGUGUAUGGUGUUUGAGGUACUUGGUCACCACCUGCUGAAGUGGAUUAUUAAAUCCAACUACCAAGGUCUGCCACUGCCAUGUGUGAAGAGCAUCAUCAAACAGGUCCUGCAGGGUCUGGACUACCUCCACACCAAGUGUAAAAUCAUCCACACAGACAUAAAGCCAGAGAACAUACUGAUGUGCGUGGACGACACAUUUGUUCGACGCAUGGCCAUGGAGGCCACAGAGUGGCAGAAAGCAGGAGCCCCGCCGCCGUCGGGAUCAGCAGUUAGCACAGCUCCUCAGCUCAAACCGGUGAGUACAACAGAUGUGGGAAAGAUUUCCAAGAACAAAAAGAAGAAGCUAAAGAAGAAACAGAAGCGUCAGGCGGAGCUGCUGGAGCGGCGGAUGUUGGAGAUUGAAGCCCUGGAGAGAGAAGCCGAGAAGAGGGAAGAAAGAGCCAAAGAUGGAGGAGAGAAGGAGGAACUGGAACGCAACCCGGCGUCACCGCUGCAGUCACUGCCACCGCAGAUCGGUCCCAGCAUCGCCCUGGGAGAGAGCGACGAGGACGACGACGAUGAUGAUGAUGGAGAAGACGAGGACGAGGAGGAGGGUGACAGGGAGAGGCCCGUCAGGUUGACAAAUCAUACAUGUGCAGCCUCCACCCAGGAGACGAUCAACAUACUCCACAUAACCGAUGAGGAGGUGGACGAGGACGAGGAGCCCACACCAACUGCUGAAAAAAAUGCUCCUAUUCCGCCCGUCCCAGAGGAAGGUAAUGGAGAGCUAACUCAAACAGAGGAUGAAAAAGAGGAGGAGAAGAAGGAGGUAGAAGAGAGAUUGAAAGCAACAGAAGAUGAGAAUGAAAACAAGGAAAAGGAAGCCAAGUCAGAGGAGGAGGAGGAGGACGAGGAGGAGAAACAAGAGUUAGAGAAGGAGACGGAAAAAGACGGAUCCACAGAAGAAAGUGAAAAGGAAGAUGAGUCCGUGCUGGAAGAGGAGAAAUCAAAGGAGCAGAAUGAAGAGUAUAAGGAGGUGAAAGAGGAGGAGGAGAACGAGGAUGACGACACAACUGCAGAGAUCCUGACAGACAACACCUCCUCCAUCGAACUGCACAACAACAAGGCCAACACGGCCAAGACCAACGGUCACAUUCUGUUGGACACAGAGGGACUCAAAGUCAAUCCUGGUUCUUCUCCAGCUCAGUCCACUACCCCAGAGCCUCUCCUCUGCCCCCUGGUGGAGUCUGAGCUCAGCUACACAGACAGAGACUUCUCCCUCAGCUCUGGUUAUGAGAUGUACAAUGGCGAGCUGGCUGAACCCCCUCUGACCAACGGCUCCAAUGAGCGCCACCUGUGCACAGAGCCCAUCUUUCCAGAUUUACCCCUGGACCCUGAGCCAGGAAACCCCUUACCUGUCGGGAUGGCAGACAUUGCGGCAGGACCAUCACCCAACAGUCCCAUUGCUGACCGCAGUCGCACCGUAUCUUCUUCCAGCACAGGAGACACACCUAAGGUGAGAGCCAGAGCUGCGGACCUCCUCAUUAACCCACUCGACCCUCGCAACGCCGAAUCUAUUCGAGUCAAAAUUGCAGAUCUCGGAAAUGCCUGCUGGGUGCAUAAGCAUUUUACGGAGGACAUUCAAACGCGACAGUACCGUGCCAUCGAGGUCCUGAUCGGAGCUGGUUACAGUACUCCUGCAGAUAUCUGGAGCACCGCCUGCAUGGCUUUUGAGCUAGCAACUGGAGAUUAUCUGUUCGAGCCUCACUCUGGAGAGGACUAUUCACGGGAUGAGGACCACAUCGCUCUGAUCAUGGAGCUCCUUGGGAAGGUCCCACGCAAAGUGGUUGCUGCUGGGAAGUACAGCCGAGAGUUUUUCUCCAAGAAAGGUGAACUGCGACACAUCACAAAACUGAAGCCCUGGUCAUUGUUCGACGUGCUGGUGGAGAAGUACGGCUGGUCUCAUGAAGACGCAGGCCACUUCACCCACUUCCUCCUGCCCAUGCUGGAGAUGGUGCCUGAGAAGAGGGCCUCCGCCAGCGAAUGCCUCAACCACGCCUGGCUCAACUCGUAGCUACAAACCACGAACGGAUGUCCUUGUCCCCUAUGUCCCCACGUCCCUGAAACAGUUACCCCAAAUGUUGCUCUGUGGACGGCCUGUGGAACAACAGUAGAAAACGGAGCAGAAGACAAAGAGAAAGACUCCCCUCCUGUCCAGUCCCAGACAUUCUGCCGUACUCGCUUAUCUGUCUAUGUUAAACUCCCUCCAUCUUUUCCCCAAUGGAAUGUAUAGACAAGCUGAUGGAGAUAACGUGACAUAGUAAAUGUGUCUUCCUUAACGUCUCCCUCGGUUGAUUUAAGGACGGAUGCCACUCACGUCGUACAAAGAAUCUGAAAAAUGCGUCUCCCUCUUCUCUCUUGGGGUUGUCGCGGGUCAGACAUUUCCAUCAAUUUAUCUCUCGUAAACUCACAGAACGACCUGUUUGGACUCUGGAGAUGCCACUGAUAGCUGCUGAUGCUCUCAAAUGUGACCGCACAGUGAAGGAGAGAAGCAUUACAGAUGUCCCAGAGUUCCAUCUGCCACAAACUUUGGCCAGGCAGGGAUUUUAAAGACAGCAAUGAGGUCAUGUCAUGGGAGAGAAUUAGCAUAUGUGCCUGUUCUCGAGACCUGCCUCCAUCGACUCUCAAACCCAACAUAUUGGAUGAGAAGUUUACACCUAGAUAUCUUCCAAGUAUCCAAACCCAAAAACCGUCUUUCUCUGUUUGGGUGCCUACUCUCUGCCCUCCUACAAGAGCCGCGUAACUCCUGCUGGAGGUUGUUGCAGAGACCCGGAGGACAGCCACUCCUUUGGGGGCACAAUAACGACAGAUGCCACUCUGACAAAGACUGAUUGAAAAUGUAUGGUAUGAGAAAUAAAGUUAAAAAAAAAAAAACUCAAGUGCAAUCUGAUGAGCGUUGGUGAGGACUGCUUGGUGUUAGUGGACUAUUUUUACAAUGCAUGGGGAGACUGAUGGAUGAGCAUGAGAGGAUACAGACCAAUGAAGAGAGGAGUCAUGGUUUUACUCGCACAUUUUACCGGUUUCAUCGCCUAUUUUGGAGAUUUUAGUCAGAGAGAUUUACCUGGACGUUGCCGUGGCGCUCUGAUGACAGAUCUGUUAAUAACUUUUGUUCCUUUUAGCUUCAACAUUCCUAAUCCAUGGUUUUGUUUCCUUCAUUCCCUACGUUAAGUUACAAGAACAAAUCUGUAAAGUCGUCAGUACUAACGCCUCAUCCCAUUUACAGAGACCCUUCAAACCCUGAGCUUUUUUCCAGUAAGAAGACAGUCACAUGGAGGUUGCACCUGUCUUUGUAAAAUCAGUCUGGAAAUUGAAAUAUUUGUACAUAAAAGUCUGAUAUAGCAAAUCUGAAAUAAAGAAGAACUAAAGGACAAAGACCGAGCGUCAUUCCAACAACAACAACAUGCGGUUGUCGUUGGCACAACUUGACAACCUCUAGAGAGCGUAGGCUUGGAGAAUGCCUAUACUGAACAGAGCCACCCGGUGGACUAAAGAGAGUACUGCAACUUCACAACCACCGCUGCUGCUGCUGCUCUCAGUGCCAACGCUAGUAGACGUUCAAACUUAGUAUUCACGUAAUCCGUUUCUGUUUCACACACACACACACAAAUACACACUUCCAUCACUACACUUAGUCCAGUUGCCUAUUUUUCGCAAUAAAUGAAAAAAGAUGAGUAUAAGUAAAUGGUGAGAUAUUUUUAAGAAAACUAUUUAAUUCAUUAAUAAAAAAGAGGAAAAAGAAAACAACUUUUGUCUAGUUGUUGUAACUGUGACAGAAUCUUCGUCUUAUACUGAGGUGAUUGUGUUCGUCCAUUAGAUAUUUAUUUCAUAUUAUUAUAAUUGCUAUUAUUAUUAUUAAAAAAUAAUUUUUUACACAGUUGUCACCUGCCCUCCCACCUCACUUGAACAAUGCUGCUCUGUCUCGGCUCUUGAUUUGGAUUUUAAAAAAAAGAAGAAAAUCAACAGUUUUGCAAUAACAAGUGGAUGUUUUAUUUGAUUUUAAUUAUUUUUCCCCACCAAAACCUCCUGAUCUCACUAUUUCAGCCAUGCUGACUGUUCUGGCAGAUUCAAGUCUCUUGUCUUUGUUUUUCAUUGACAGAUUUAAUAAAAUUGUAAUUUAUUGGA